Ctenocephalides felis (cat flea) is the source of this 787-nucleotide messenger RNA. RefSeq names its product proteasome activator complex subunit 3 (gene REG). Lineage: Eukaryota; Metazoa; Arthropoda; Insecta; Siphonaptera; Pulicidae. The record is from RefSeq and is a predicted model, not a curated record. Gene Ontology annotation, cellular component: nucleoplasm; proteasome activator complex; cytoplasm. Gene Ontology annotation, biological process: regulation of G1/S transition of mitotic cell cycle; positive regulation of endopeptidase activity; regulation of proteasomal protein catabolic process. Bases 7 to 747 code for a protein of 246 amino acids. The transcript is spliced from 6 exons. Gene Ontology annotation, molecular function: endopeptidase activator activity.
GUUAUAAUGGCUGACACGGCUAAGAAGGUUCAAGACUAUAAGGAUUCUUUAAAAGAUAAGGCAGAGAAAUUAAUAUUUAAGGGCUUUCCUGAGAAAAUAGUUAAACUUAAUGAACUUCUCGAAACACCAAACUUUAGCAAUAGAUCAUUGUCAGAUGUUCAUCAGGAAUUAAAUGUGCCUGUUCCGGAUGCAAUAGUUUUAAAUAAUUCAGAUGAACCAUCAGCUAAAAGACCACGCUUUGAAAACUGUAUACAAGCACAAGAAGGAAUUGCAGGAACAAAGGUUAUGGCACUUCCAUCAGGCCCUGUACCAUGUAAUAAACCAAUUAGUGAGCUGAUAUCAUUGGUGAAGCCUUAUAUAAGAGAAUUAGUAGAAGAUUCAAAUUUGUUGAAAAUGUGGAUAUCCUUCAUGAUUCCUAAAAUAGAAGAUGGUAACAACUUUGGAGUCUCAAUUCAAGAAGAUACAUUGGCAGAAAUCCAAUCUGUGGAGUCUGAAGCAGCAGCUUUCUUUGAUCAAAUAUCACGUUAUUUUAUCUCUAGGGGUAAAAUUGUAUCAAAAGUUGCAAAAUAUCCACAUAUUAAUGAUUAUCGAAGAGCUGUGCAGGAAUUGGAUGAAAAAGAAUAUCUUAGCCUGUGGCUAGUAAUGUGCGAGGUUAGAAAUAGAUAUUGUUCACUACAUGAUAUAGUAAUAAAGAAUCUGGAGAAAAUCAAGAAACCACGUUCAUCAAACACAGAGUCUUUAUAUUGAUUUAUAUUGUGUACUGAGUUACUUGUACAAAUUGGUUUAC